This is a messenger RNA of Asterias rubens (European starfish), 6465 nucleotides long. Its product is annotated as diacylglycerol kinase zeta-like. The transcript has 22 exons. Gene Ontology annotation, molecular function: protein binding; ATP-dependent diacylglycerol kinase activity. Gene Ontology annotation, biological process: diacylglycerol metabolic process; lipid phosphorylation; intracellular signal transduction. Bases 766 to 3918 code for a protein of 1050 amino acids. Lineage: Eukaryota; Metazoa; Echinodermata; Asteroidea; Forcipulatida; Asteriidae. The record is from RefSeq and is a predicted model, not a curated record.
AUUUCAUUUAAUUAGUUCCUUGUUCUGUUGGACACUGUAUGGCACAAUUACAUGUAUCAUACAUGAAAGUUUUUCUUAUAUUUUACCAGUGGGGUUUAGUUUCCUUGUUUCCCAGAAAUUUGUUCACAAACUGGCUAGGGAAAGUGAAGUAAUGAAAUAUAUGUGCAGUUUCCUGUGAUGCUUUGAAUCUUAAACUAGGAUAGUCCCUUUAUUGAAGCGGAAUUAUUCCACACUUAUGAAUUACUUUAAAGCACCAAUAAUCGAAUGAUCUGAUAUAGUGUGGGAGAUAAUCAUCAGUAGAAUAUAAAACAUCUCUAGUUAAUCACAUUGUUCACAUUCUUCUUCACAUGGGAGAAGAAUUCCAUUGAUUUGGCAUUUAACACAAUGGAGAUCACGAACUUAACCCCAUGAUUACGAUCUUUCAAAACAGACGUCAUCACCCGAGCCAGGAUCUAGAGUAAGAUGUCUUUAUAGCAUGCAGUGAAAACCUGGCAAGAUCCCCCCCACUGGUUACCUUGGUAACAACAUGUGAUGUUCAAAUUCAGCAGAUCGGGGGAUGGCACUGAGAAAUCUUGUUUGCUUUCCGGCAUUGAUUAAUGUUCUAAAGAAAUAGCAGAAAUACUUCAUGUUUGAUUUCAUCAUUUGUGUUUGGGGCUAUCAACUACUACAACAACUGUAUGCCUUUGCAUUAUACCUGGUAAUUCUAUAUGUUUCCUGAGUGUGUCGUUUGAUGACACUGUAUUUGAACACAUGUUCUGCUGAUUUAUGUUGCCUUCGUCUGACCGUACUUGCGCAAAAAGCUCACCUUUUGAUCGGAUGUCAACAAUUCGUGCCAAAGAAAACCGUGCUGCCAACAAGAUGGCUCGUCGCAGCAGCUAUUUCAUGAAGCGAAUGAAGCCACGAUCUCAUUCCUUGGAUUUAACUGUACUACAACGUUCUGGGAUACCCAUUGCAUCUGUCCAUCGAGACGCGGAUAGUGACGCUGAGACAGACAUAAGAUUUUCUUCUGGCCUGCCUCACCGACCAGAUAGUUUUAAGAAAGCAAUCUCUAAAUCCAAUGCAUACGCAAACCAGCUUCAUGGGUUCCCUUCACAUCACCUUCCAGCCCAGCGUGACUACACAGCAACAGAGAAGGAGAUUCGGACCACUGUCGAUUGGAGUGAGAACGCCAUCAGCGGUGACCAUAUAUGGACGGAGACGAACGCUUCGGGCGACUUCUGUUACGUCGGUGAGCAAGAUUGCUUGGUAAGUCAGUACUGGAAAACUGGAUCAAGAAGGAAAUGUGCGGCCUGCAAGAUCAUCGUUCACACAGCAUGUAUGCUCCAACUGGAGAGAAUAAACUUCAAGUGUAAGCCAACCUUUCGGGAUGCAGGCAUCCGUAACUACCGAGAGAACCAAGUGGUGCGUCACCACUGGGUCCAUCGGAGACGUCAGGACGGCAAGUGCAAACAGUGUGGCAAGAGCUUCCAACAGAAGCUAUUCCAACAGAAAGAAAUCAUAGCAAUCAGCUGCUCGUGGUGUAAAGUGGCUUAUCACAACAAAGUAGCGUGCUUUAUGAUGCAACAGAUUGAAGAACCUUGUUCAUUAGGGAUACAUGCUGGUAUUAUCAUCCCUCCAUCUUGGAUUAUAAGACUUCCAAAACAGAGAAUACAGGGAUCCUUCAAGUCAUCCCAGAGGAAGAAGAAAAGACCAUCCUUCAAACGGAAGUCAAUUACCAAAAAGGAGGAAGGAAAGAUGAGGCCUUUCAUCAUCAAGCCUAUUCCAUCACCGAUGAUGAAACCGGUCCUUGUCUUCAUCAAUCCAAAGAGUGGCGGGAAUCAGGGGGCAAAGUUGAUGUCCAAGUUCCAAUGGCUACUGAACCCAAGACAGGUGUUUGACUUGUCACAAGGUGGACCAAAAGAAGGCCUGGAGAUUUUUAGGAAGGUUCCUAAUCUACGGAUUUUGGCAUGUGGAGGUGACGGAACAGUGGGCUGGAUUCUUUCUGAAAUUGACAAAUUAAAAUUCAAGCCGUUUCCUCCGGUGUCUGUUCUACCUCUCGGAACUGGUAAUGACCUUGCUAGAACAACGAACUGGGGAAGGGGCUACACUGAUGAACCAAUAUCCAAGAUACUUACACAAGUAGAAGAAGGGCCUGUCACACAGCUAGACAGAUGGAAUUUGACUGUGGACAAAAACCCUGACGUUGAACUUACCAAAGAGGACAGAGAAGCAGAUAAUAGUGGACCACUCGAUGUAUUCAAUAAUUACUUUAGCCUUGGAGCAGAUGCAAGAACUGUCUUGGAUUUCCACGAAUCAAGGGAGGCUAAUCCAGAGAAGUUUAACAGCCGAUUCCGCAACAGAAUGUACUACGCAAGAGCAGGAGGCACUGAUCUCCUGAAACGGACGUCCAAAGAUCUGACAAAACAGAUCACCUUAGAGUGUGAUGGUGUAGACUACACAAGCAGAAUACAGGAACUCAAACUUCACUGUAUAGUAUUCCUCAAUAUACCAAAAUAUGGAGGCGGGACCACACCUUGGGGGAAUCCAAGUGUACAUACAUUUGAGCAGCAGAGGCAUGACGAUGGUUUCUUUGAAGUUAUAGGCUUCACUCCAUCACAAAUUGCGGCGCUGUAUGUCGGAGGACACGGAGAGCGAAUCUGCCAGUGUAGAGAGGCCAAAGUCAUCACCAAUGCAAUGAUCCCUGUACAAGUAGAUGGGGAGCCGUGCCGUCUAGCACCAAGUAUAAUCACGGUCAAUGUGCGGAACCAGGCAAAUAUUGUGCUGAAACCAAAGAGACGAGGCUCAAUGCCAAUCAAUACAGAUACACCGUUGUCUAACGACAGACUGAGAAUUCAAGUGAGUCGUAUCAGCAUGCAUGAUUAUGAGAGACUCAACUAUGACAAGGAAAAACUCAAGAAAGCUUCUGUGCCUCUAGGUAUCAUCGUUGUAGACAGUGAUAGUAAUUUAGAGCACAUCCGAGCCCACAUAGAUCGACUACUGGAAGUUUACAUCCUUCAAGAUUCCAACGCCAAUGGCUCCGCCUCUAGCCUGUCCCCUACAUGGUGCUUCCUUGACUCAACCACAGCGGACCGCUUCUUCAGAAUCGAUCGCUCCCAGGAACAUCUUCACUACAUCACCGAUAUCUCAUCAGACGACCUCUACGUCUUGGACCCCGAGAGAACCAAACCCUCAAACCUCUCCCCAGAGAGUAAAUCAGGCUCCAUGCCUGACCUCUUGGUACAGCAGGAAGUCUUGGGAGCAGCCAAUCGUACCCCAUCACCAAUCCUCAAGUUACCACAGACACAUAGUGCCACUCAACUGCUCCAGGCAAGGAGCGAUAGUACAGACCAAGACGAACUGCCCAACUUACCUGAAGGUGCUAUUGGCAUCCUUUCGGAGAACACUAACUUUGAUAUUGAGUACCAGCCAGCGACAAGCAGCAGCUGUGAGGCGAUAGUAUCCAACAGUUCCCCACAGCCACCUAGGAGGGAUACGCUGUGUGUGUCUGACACAGCACAUCUCAAUCCGCUAGACAAGACUCUGAUGGACGUAUCAAAGCGAGGUGAUGUAGCUAAGUUCUCUGAGUUACACAGGAAAGGGGCGUACCUUAUGACGGUAGAUCAACAUGGGAUGAAUGCCUUACACCAUGCAGCCAGAUUCGGUCAUAAGGAUAUCGUUCAAUACCUUAUUGAGAAUGCGCCUGUGAGCAUCCUGGAUGCUGUAGACUUUGAGAAGAAUCAGACGGCACUCCACAAGGCAGCCUGGUACAUGCGCCGUACCAUCUGCGCAAUGCUCGUUGAAGCUGGCGCAUCGCUCACCAAGACAGACUACCAGGGUAACACUCCACGCCUCCAGGCACUCAAGGCAGACGAUCACGAACUCGCCAGUUACCUAGAAAGUAAGAGUCUAGACCGGUCCUCAUCUUCCCCGGAUGUAUAAACGCCGGCAGGCAGCGCGCAACCGGUUAACGGUUCUCAGGUCGAGAACGAUAUCAAUUGAUGCUAUCCGAAGACCAUGAAACAGCUGUAUAGGAGAGGUCACUCAAAGGUCAAAUACAACACACUGCAGUCAUGGCCUUGGAAGUUACCUGUUAAUAAUGAGUUUGGGUUAGAGUAAGUGGCUAAUGACCCCCCCCCCCCCCCCAUCCUAGAUCCUCUCCCAGAAUUAAAAACAAAGAUUUUAUAUAUAUUUAGAUGCCUAUAUUGUAUCACAAUCAUGGACCAAAGUUAGCAUUCAAGAUGCAGAAACACCGAGUCCAAGAUUUUAAUCUUGGCAGUCACUGAACUUAUCAACCUCACUCACUACAAGGGAGAGGAACGAGUCAUCAGUAGUUUGAGUAGCUGCUUCCUGCACAAAAGGAGAAGAACAAUGAACGCUGUGUCUUCAGGCGCCCUCUAUUGGUGUGAUAAAGCCAGGGUGCGGAUAUUAUGUCAGUCUUUUGAACACUGCUCGUCUGUUUUGUUAGACUAUGAUUGGAAGUCAAUUGUUUCCAUCAGUCAUUAGUUCACAGAUUACAUGAGUUCUGGACGAUUUUGUUUUUCUCAAAAAUUUGGAAGGUCAAUGUACGUCCAUGUACAUAUUGUGUAAAGUCAAUUGAUAUCACACAAUGCCUUCAGAAAGUUGAAUUGCAAGGCUGGCUUCGCUAUUAAAAUGGUGGUUUGAAUGUACCCCAUUAUACCUUAUCCUCAUCCAGGCAGAGGGCAGCACAGCUCAGUAGACUUGUAGCAAGUCUAUUAGACCCAGCGUGAUUCUGUGCAUUAUUGCUUUUUGGUCAAUGGCGGAAGGCACAAGUGUUAUGAAUCAUAGACUUCCUGUAGUCACCUUGGCAUUAUAGUCUGACAAGAAGUUUAUAAAACCCCAUAAUUUCCAUCAACUCAAACGAUGACUGAGUGAAUAAUAAGUUAGUGUCCUUGCUUGCAGCUGUUUUAGUUAAUUUUGUCUAAUGAAACUGUUUUUAUGCUAAUUUCGACCUGCUCAAAUUAGGACUGUUGCCAACUGGAGUUAAUUCAAAUCAACAAAGAGGAUUGAAGAAGUCGAUAAAAAGAACAGUGAUAGCUAGUCUAACAUGUGUCUGGCACACUGACUGCUUAUUAGCAUUUGACAACCACAUCUUUAAAAAGAGCCAGCCUAAUUUGGCAACAGCCUAAGUCUCGAUUUGGAAAAAAUGGGCAACCCAUAUGGCUUAUUUUUGGAGGAAUAAUUUUAAAUAAUGUUGGGUUAAUAGAUUAAUGUGCAAUUGUGUGUUUUGCAGGGAAGUUGUUUUAACUGUACGCAUUUUCUUUUUAAAGAUGAAACAUCGGAGUAGAAUGAAAGAACUUCAGGGGAGUAUUUUGCCACAUGUAAAAAAGCAGAUAAGAGAAACAAUUGAGGUUUAAGGAAAGAAGCGGAAAUUUUCUUAUGUUUAUAGAAUCUGGGUGAUGUUCUGAGUAGUCUCAGACCCUGCCUUGUGAUUCCCAUUGUCUGUGUAAAAAGAUAAAACCUUGAGGAAACCAUGAAAAAUCAGUUACUCCCCCCCAAAUCCUUGUUUCAAUUUUCUUUGAUUUGUUUUCAUUACGAUGCAGGCUUUCAACUGAAUAUAGAGAAAGCAGUUUAUUUUCAAGAAUUAAUUUCUAUCAAAUAAUUUUUUAACUUAUUAUUAACUACACUGAAAAUGUCAUUAGUUUUUUUUUAUUAUUGCCGUUUCAUAUUGAUUUACAACUGUUUUAAUUUGAAAUUUUAAAGGAUUCUAUUUUUAAUUUCGUUGCACCAUUGAUGUUUUGAAAACCACUUGUUGACCUAUAAAUACUAAAUUACAAAAUGUCUUCUGCCUUAGCAUAAAUGAUACCUAAAAUUGGAGAUACAUUUUAUUCAGUAUUCAUUUACUUUUAUUAGAUGAAGGAGGACAUUUAUAAUGGUAUUGUUAUUCAUUUUGAUGAUAUAUAUUUAUAAAUAUAUUUAUUUAUUUGAAUCUUACUGUCAUAACUUUGAAAUUCUGUAUCUCAAAGAAAAAUUAUGAUACAUCCAAACUGUGUGUACAAACCCCUUGCCACACACACAAUAAUCCAUAGACAAAAUGUUUGAAUUGUAAGUGUAGCAGGAAUUUAAGUAUAAAUUAACAAUGAUCUUUUUCAGAUUUUUCAAUUUCUAUUGAAUGUCCAACUAGCUGGUGCUAACAUUCAUACAUUAAGGAUCUCUUGUAAUAAUGCAAUUGUGUUAUUUUAAUGAGUGGUCAAAACAUACAAAGUGUUCUUUUAAACAUGUUAUAAAAUCCGUACUGUGCUGGUCACAGGGAAAACAAAGAACAUUUGAAAUUAAAAUGUUGCUGAUUAUCUUGCUAGAUAUUUCACAUACCGGGGCGCAAUUUCAUGGCUCUACUUUUUUACCAUCCAAUUCUGCGCUUACGAUCACGAUGCCCCGCUUACGUGCUAGCGUCGAAUUUCUGUGCUAGCCUUGUAAGCAGAACCCAAAAUUCGCUGCUAUCCCGUGAAAUACGCUUGACAUAAGCAC